Molecule: messenger RNA, 2331 nt
Organism: Enterobius vermicularis (human pinworm)
Lineage: Eukaryota; Metazoa; Nematoda; Chromadorea; Rhabditida; Oxyuridae
Source: the annotation of a GenBank genome assembly
AUGGAAACGGCUAUGAGAGCAGCUGAUCCGCUUAUUGCCAACAAUGUCACACCCUAUUCAGAGGCAGCCCGUCAAGGGGUUUCCUGGCAUCAACGUGGCAGUGUUCCUGACUCCCCAUAUUCCUUCCGACAUUUCAGAAUUCUAAUGCUACAUGUGAAAAAUUUUUGCUCAAAGCCUUUAACUAACUGGUUGCCCGUAAAUGUUAAAAUAGGUGACCAGGAUGAUACUUGCAGGCCACGAAAUGGCAAAGCUCUAAAUUCAAUAUUGGAAGCAAUCGGUGGAACACCAUUAGUAAAACUAAAUAAAAUUCCUCAGUCCCUUGGUAUAAAAUGUGAUGUUUAUGCAAAACUGGAGUACUUGAACCCUGGAGGUUCGGUUAAAGAUCGUGCUGCUGAACGAAUGGUUGAUAUUGCUGAAAAGACGGGUCUUCUGAAACCUGGCAUGAGUCUUGUUGAGCCAACAUCUGGUAACACCGGAAUUGGCUUGGCAUUAGUUGGAGCCGUUAAAGGUUACGACUGUACAAUUGUAAUGCCGGAGAAGAAUAAAGGCGAAAAGAUUACAACCUUGCUUGCUCUAGGCGGUAAAAUCGAAAAAACCCCAAACGAUGCUACCUAUGACAGCCCGGAAUAUCAUAUUAGCAAAGCAUUUCAGAUAAAUAAAGCAACUCCAAAUUCGUUAGUUUUGGAUCAGUAUCUCAACUCUGGUAAUCCGAUAUCCCAUUAUGAAGGAACUGCAGCUGAAAUUUUAUACUCACUGAAUGGUGCAUUAGAUAUGGUAGUUAUUGGGGCAGGGACUGGUGGCACAUUGACAGGGGUUUCGCGUUAUAUGAAAGAAAAAUGUCCCAACGUCAAGAUAAUUGGUGCUGAUCCUGAAGGUUCAGUGUUAGGAGGGCAUAAAGAAGGCGCUUCGCAUUUCUUUGAGUUAGAAGGAAUUGGCUACGACUUCGUGCCGGCAACAUUGGAGUUUGAUAAUAUUGACGGAUGGCAGAAAGUAUCUGAUCGUGAUGCUUUCAGAAUGGCUAGAAGACUGAUCCGUGAAGAAGGUCUUCUUUGUGGUGGCAGUUCUGGAUGUAAUGUAGUUGCAGCAAUGGAAGCCUGCAAAGAACUUAAGAAGGGGCAGAAAUGUGUUGUCAUACUUCCGGACAGUGUCAGGAACUACAUGACUAAAUUUCUUGAUGAUGAAUGGAUGAUUAAACGUGGAUAUAUGGAGAAAACUAACAAACCGUUAUUAAAGCCAAAAUCUGAUCAAAUGUCUGAAGCAGGUAAAAAUUACCGUCCCGAUAAGUACCUGAAGUGUCAUUGGAGUACGUUACAUCCAGAAACCAACGACUGUCCAUAUAAAUUCAGGACAUGGCCCGGAGCACCAAAUCGAGCAAUUGGUGAAACUACAAGAAGCAAACAUUUUGAACAACCAAUGCUGCUGAAGACAGUGUUAGAGGCUAUUGGUAACACGCCGUUAGUUCGGCUGAAUCAUAUUCCCAAAUCAUGCGGUGUUAAAUGUCAAGUUUAUGCAAAAUGUGAAUACAUGAAUGCCGGCGGCUCUAUAAAGGACAGAAUCGCUUUACGUAUGGUAGAGUUAGCAGAAGAACAAGGAGUUUUGAAACCUGGUAUGACAAUCAUUGAACCAACUUCUGGUAACACAGGGAUAGGUUUAGCACUGGUGGCUGCAGUUAAAGGAUACCGGUGUAUUAUUGUGAUGCCUGAGAAGAUGAGCAAAGAAAAGUCCGAUACAUUAAAUGCCCUGGGGGCUGAAGUUGUGCGCACGCCAACUGAAGCAGCCUUUGACAGCAAAGAUUCUCAUAUUCAAGUUGCAAUACGGCUUAGAGACGAGAUAGAAGGAGCAGUUAUUCUUGACCAAUACGUUAAUCUUGGCAAUCCGAUGGCACAUUACGAAAACACUGCAGAAGAAAUUUUAUAUGCAUUAGAUGACAAGAUUGAUAUGGUUGUUGUUGGCGCAGGGACAGGUGGUUCGAUAACUGGAAUUGCACGGAAAGUUAAAGAAAUUUGUCCAAACUGCAAGAUUGUUGGGACAGACCCUGUUGGCUCAAUUCUUGCAGACCCAACUCAAAAAGAAACUGCGUUCUAUGAGGUUGAAGGAGUAGGGUACGACUUUGUUCCUACAGUAUUAGAUCGAGAUGUGGUUGACACAUGGGUAAAAACGACGGAUAAGGAAUCCUUCCAAAUGGCAAGAAGGUUGAUAAGUGAAGAAGGCUUGCUAUGCGGUGGUAGCUCCGGGGCAAAUGUUGAUGCGGCUAUGAGUGUAGCGAAAGACCUUCGAGAAGACCAAAUAUGCGUUGUUGUCUUACCAGACAGCAUUCGAAACUAUAUGUGA